UGACGUUUGUUUUGUGGAACAUGGUGACUGAUUGACAAGCACUUUUGUUUGUUGAUUUACGAUUAUUUUUAACAACAAAAUCGAGUAUCUACACAGCACUUUAUCUGACCGUGAAAGGGUGUUUUUGUAUAGUAAUGAUAAUUUGAACCAUUGUAGAACUACCUACUUUACUUAAACUAAGUAAUAAGUGAAGAAACCAGUAAUCAUGACCGUGAAUAACACUAUAGCUCAUCAACGCCUAAUCCUCAGUGGAGAUAGAGAAAGGUUCAAAGAAUUAUUGAGACGACGACUUAUUGAAUGUGGUUGGCGCGACCAAGUGAGGAUGCUUUGCAGAGACGUAGUAAAAGAAAAUGACACUACCAAUGUUACUUUUGAUAUGUUGGUUACAAAAGUAACACCACGGGCUCGAGCUUUGGUUCCGGACACAGUCAAAAAGGAACUUCUCCAGAAAAUUAAAACUCACCUUCUAACUCAAAAAGAUCAAUAAUUUAUUUAAAAAAGAACAACCAUUUAUCAGUUUUCUGUCUUAGGAUUCUUGGGAGCUUUAAUUAAAACUUAAUUUACAACCAA
Messenger RNA from Ostrinia nubilalis (European corn borer), 570 nucleotides. Its product is annotated as enhancer of yellow 2 transcription factor-like. Gene Ontology annotation, molecular function: transcription coactivator activity; chromatin binding. NCBI's taxonomy places the organism in Eukaryota, Metazoa, Arthropoda, Insecta, Lepidoptera, Crambidae. Gene Ontology annotation, cellular component: DUBm complex; SAGA complex; nuclear pore. Gene Ontology annotation, biological process: poly(A)+ mRNA export from nucleus; positive regulation of DNA-templated transcription; regulation of transcription by RNA polymerase II. The transcript has 2 exons. The record is from RefSeq and is a predicted model, not a curated record. The coding region runs from base 206 to 487 and encodes 93 amino acids.